AUGCUAGAGAUCAACCAUACGGCCAACUACUCUUGCGCACAUUUAAACCGCCAACUGAUCAGCAUUCUAUCCUCACUCAAAGUACCUGAUUCUGUGUUUUUGGAUAUCCUCGACGACAUGGUCCAUGAUGUAGACAAGAUGUUGACAGAUCCGUUGCAAGCAUCUCGCAUCUUACGCGAAACGGCUGAUGGACUCGGUAUUCAACAUGCCAUGGCCAAGAUCGUUGAAGCUGGGUUUUUGCAACGUCGCGAUCCGUACAUCAAGAACUUACUCGAGGCAUUCCGUGUCGCUCGACUCAAGGAAGCAAGGAAAAAGGCUCGCAUCCCCGUCAUCAAAGGCGUGUUUUUGAUGGGCGUACUGGAUGAGACUAAUACCUUGCAGGAGAACCAAAUCUUUUGUAAAUUUAUUGAUGGCGAUUACAACGAACAGACGCUGACAGGCGAAUGUUUGGUGUAUCGUUCACCAUCUUUGCAUCCUGGUGAUGUGCGAAUGUUGAAAGCCGUCGAUAUCCCUCAAUUACGCGACUUGUGCAAUGUCGUCGUGUUCCCAGCUCAAGGUGAGCGAGAUAUCCCAAGCAUGUGCUCAGGUGGAGAUUUGGAUGGCGAUUGCUACAGCGUUAUCUGGGACAAAAGACUGUUUCCUCCACCUGAUUAUCGAAACAUCAUCCCAAUGAGCUACACGGCACCGAAGCCUCUUACGUUAGCAGAUGAAGUCACUAUUGAUCAUAUCAAGGAGUUCUUUGUCAGCUUUAUUAAGCUAAGCAACCUUGGCCAAAUCGCAAAUGCUCAUCUUGCCAAAGCAGAUCGCUCCCCCGAUGGCGUGUUUGACUUUGGAUGCAUACAGUUAGCAGAGUACCACUCCAUGGCUGUCGAUUUUGCAAAAACAGGCGUGCCAGCUGAGCCCAAUCCAAGCCUUUUGACAAUGCCCAACCAAAGAUAUCCAGAUUUUAUGGAGAAGAAGGACAAACCAUCUUACGAGUCGGAAAAGGCGUUGGGCAAACUAUUCCGCAGGAUUGGCCACAUCAAGUACCGAGAAUACCGUGACACGUUAUGGGACGUGAAUACAGAUGGUGUCUAUUAUGACGCACGCAUCCAAGUCCCAGGGAUGGAAAGUUACAUUGGCGAAGCGAGACGUUUAAAACGCUACUAUGACCGUGAGCUACGUGACAUGAUGGGCCGAUUCGGCGUCAACAGCGAGGCAGAAAUCAUGUCGGGCUGGAUCAUCAAGUGGAUGCACAAGCGACGCAACGAAAGGUUGUUUGAAGUACAACAGCAGGCGCGCAAGGACAUGAUGCGAAUGAAGACCCGUUGGUACCAUACCGAGUUCUCUGCGAGUAAAAAUAUUGCAAUGAAACAGGAGGAUCUGGAGGCCAAGGCCGCUGCGUGGUAUUAUGUCGCAUAUCAUCCCCACGAGCAAAGACGACAGCGCGAGGAAGGCAAGCAGUUUGACAAACGAUACAACACCCACGAUGAGGAACUGUUGAGUUUCCCUUGGGUUGCUCAGAGUAUUUUGUGUGAACUUGCAAGGAAGCGAAUGGGUAUCAGUAAUACCAAUAGUGCGUAUCCUACGUUUGCAGAAGAUGUCAUUGCAAUGUAUGAUCCGGGUGAGCCUCCGUCAGACCAAGAAGAUGACGAUUACUCGGAAAGCGACUACGGAUCCGAAUAUGAACCGUAG
Molecule: messenger RNA, 1674 nt
Organism: Zychaea mexicana
Lineage: Eukaryota; Fungi; Mucoromycota; Mucoromycetes; Mucorales; Lichtheimiaceae
Product: RNA dependent RNA polymerase-domain-containing protein
Exons: 3
Coding region: 1-1674 (557 amino acids)
Biological process (GO): siRNA processing
Cellular component (GO): nuclear RNA-directed RNA polymerase complex
Molecular function (GO): RNA-directed RNA polymerase activity
Source: RefSeq, a predicted model, not a curated record